UUCUCGCUAGCAGCGUCGCCCUUCGACUCGAGCUCGUCGACCUCCAUCUUCUCGCCAUCACCGCCACCGUCAACACCGGCCUCGCUCUUUUCCUCCUCGUCCGGAGAGUAUUCAGCCUUGAUCCAGUUGAUGAAGUCUUUGAUCAUUUGAGGGCCUUCCUCGUACUGCUUGGUCUUGAUAUCCAAUUGGGCUGGUGUAGAUACCUCCUCAUUAUCAAGAAGCCGGAUCUGGUAUUCUGCGAGCCCGACGACAUCCCAAGCAGUAGAGAGUUUUUCGAGGAUGGCCUUGACGCCAGGAGCCUUCUUCUCGAUCGUCUUUUCAAUCUUGCCCCUCUGCGUAGCUCUCCACUUCCUAACCUUCUCCAUCUCCUUAGCAACCUCUUUAGCCUUCUUGGCUUCUUCCUUCUUAGCGGCGUUGGCUACCUUCUUGGGAGAGGAAGGCGGGGUAGACUUUGCAGGCGAUGUCGGGGGCGUAGACGGUUCGGGAGAAGGGGUACCGGCAACGGAGCUCAUUUCGGAGGAGGACAUGAUAGAGUUCUUGAUGUUAUGUUUCCGACGAGUUGCGGUCUUCUCGAGAAGCAGAACCCCUCUAGAAACCGAUAUCAAUCGGCUCGUCACAUGUUUCUCACGGUUCCAAGGUUCCGCCGUCAUCGUUGUUGUUACGUUUGGUUGUCUUCGCGUGAUUCUUUGCUUUUACGAACGUCCUUUGCUAGUCAACUAACAUGAUCGUCGGAAGCUCGAUUUUCAAGUUUGAAAUCACAAAAGGAUUGACGGAAGU
Messenger RNA from Filobasidium floriforme, 777 nucleotides. RefSeq lists its product as uncharacterized. Lineage: Eukaryota; Fungi; Basidiomycota; Tremellomycetes; Filobasidiales; Filobasidiaceae. Bases 280 to 720 code for a protein of 146 amino acids. The record is from RefSeq and is a predicted model, not a curated record. The transcript is spliced from 6 exons.